CUUCCUUUUGCGACUGUCUCAUCUUUCUUUUUUGGGAAUUUUCCCAAGAAGGACACGUCUCAGUGAAUCAUCUAUUUAAUAUUAAUAAGAUAUAAUAUUAUUUAUAUUGGCUAAAAUGCCUCCUGUUAAGCAUUACUCUUCUAGUGAAGUGAAUCAGUAUGAAUUAUCAUCUAGAUUAUUAUCAUUGACGGAAAAUAAUACAUCAUAUACCCUUACACAAAUAAAUGGACAAAGGAUUUAUAGAAAAGCCCCUCACGCUUGGAGCGGACCGGAGCCGUCAAGGAAUUGCGAGGUAUUCAUUGGACGAAUACCACAUGAUUGUUUCGAAGACACUCUGGUGCCACUUUUCCGUCAGGCUGGCGAAUUAUUUGAAUUUCGGCUCAUGAUCAAUUUUUCGGGUUGGAACAGAGGGUAUGCAUUUGCGAUGUAUACGACAGAAGUUGAGGCGAGCAACGCUAUACGGAUGUUCAACAACUAUAUGAUCAGACCGUCUUGGCAACUAGGCGUGUGCCCAUCGAUCAAUAACUGUCGUAUAUUCAUAUCGCGCAUUCCGCCGACCACGCCGUCUGCGGAGAUCGUACGGCUCCUGUAUGCACUAACUGACGAGGUGCAAGAGGUGCGCAUACGCCGCUCCAUUACUUCCUGUGCCGCGAUAGUUGAGUACAAGUCGCAUCGCGGCGCCGCGAUGGCUAGGAAGGCGCUGGUGGCGGCUGCGGCUGCCGCUUGGGGCUGCGGGGCUAGGCCAGCUGUUGACUGGUCGCUGCCGCAGUCGCCACAACUACUUAAGCAGUAUCGAGAGGUGGGUCGCUGGACCCCAGAACGUGGGGUUGAAUUGACUCGUGCCCCGGAAGACAGCGCCGCUAGCUCGCCCCCUGUAGCCGCGGCGGCGCCUACUUACACACUGGAGCCGUGGUCGCAGGCGCGGCGCCUGCGCAUGAUACAGGAGGCGCAGCGCAACGCCGCCGCCGCUGCCGCAGAGUGGUCCAAUCGCAUUGCCAGCAGUGGUGAGUCCUUGGUGAACUCUAUGGCUUCUCUGAACCUUGGCAUGGGGCUAGGUCUGGGAGCAGGCGAGCGAGCGGUGUGGGCGCCGCCCCCGCCGCCCGUGCAGCCGAUGGAAUCUAUGCAGCCAUUACAGCCGAGCCGCGACCAGUACUCUGCCCCAGACUUCAACCCGUGGACCACUCCGCAUCCGCUCCACGGGUUCAUCUCCCCCAACAAGCACGAGUGAGUGGCUCGUUCUAGCUGGGUAAUUACGCAAUACUACUAAGAGAUUAUCAGUUUAAAUGAAUUACAUAGGUGAUUGACAAUUAAGGCUGUCUGUCAUACAAGACGCAAAAAGAUCUAUAAAUAUUUGCUCUCAAAAAAUAUUGCAUACGAAAUAUACGGCCUUAUAUUUUAUGGGAACGUUUUAAAACUGAUACAAGCCAGUGAAAACGUGAAUUUAAUAAACUUGUGACUUACAUAUUUUGUAUUUGGUAUUUGGAGAUACGUGCUAUUUCACCAUGAGUAUAUUAGUCAAAUAAUUUCUAUGACGACAUAAGAUAUGCAUAUCUUAUACAAAGUGAAAUGGAAAAUAUUAGCAUAUUGAGUGUUGUACUAGUAUACGGACAUUUACCCAAAAAAUAUUGGUAAAAAACGACAAAAGAUUUUGAGCCUUUAUAUACAUGGUGCAUUCGGAUGUAACACCAAAAGCCAUGACCUUGUGUAAUAUGGAUAUAAUCAAAUUAUGCCUACCCAAAAUAAUUGGGAUAAGGGCAGGAAGAUUUAUUUAUUUAAAAUUAUAAUGAGAUACGGCGCAUCUACUAACUAUAGGAUCUUGUUAUUUAUUUUGUGUUCAGUUUCACUCGUAGAAUCAUCAGUAUGUAGAUUUGCUUUGAAUGACGGCAUUAAUACUGAAAUUCACAUUCAUAGGUCUACAAAACAGAUUCAAAAUGCUACUCUAAUGUGCUUUUACAAAGUCAAAAUUAAAAAAGAUAAUCAUUUUUGCGUAAUUAUCCAGCCAUUGUUAUUGUUUACAUUUCAUGUUUGUUCUGUUGAUUUGUAUUUAUAGCACGAAUUAAUUAAGAAUGCACGCACGCAUGGCGCUUGCUAGUGUGGGUUACGGAGUGUAAGGGAAUUUGCAUCGGAGAUGUUUAUGCUUAUAAUUAGUCUUGUCUAAUGCAUAGGUUUUCUCAGAUUUUCUCGCGGUUGCUUAUUUUAUGUAUGUCUAGUUAACGUUAACGUAUUCUAUAAUGUAUGUUUAGCCCGAAAAAGUAUACCAACCUGUGUGAAUAACAAUAAUAUUCACUGACUAUCUUUUCCUAAAAAGCUUUGUUGAAAUAUGUAAAUAUUUUUAAAAUAUGUAUUGUACCAGUACCCUUGCGGCACAUUGUUGAUACUAGAUUUAGUGUGAAAGGUCAUUGUUGUUUACUGUCUGUCGUGUUGUUAAAUAGAUUGGUAUACCAUUUCAGGCUGAAAUGGUAACUGGCGUUUGUCAAAUUCUAACCGGUGGUAUUUUUUGUUAAUGAACAAGAAUAUUUACAUUAUAAUAGUCUAACUGCACAGUGGUGGAUAGUUUACAUGUAUCGUAUAUGUUUUUUGUAAAUAUUAACGACAAAAUGGAAACUAAUUUAACAUUUUUUUUUAUGCAACUUUUAUGACAUUUACAAAAUUCUAAUUUUGAAAUCAACUUGUCUUGUUCGAUCGGAAUUCAAAUGUUGUACCAUUUUGAGGGUUGCCCUCGGAAUAAACAUUUGUUUUAUAUUUUAUUUAUUAACAUUUUCUCUUGCACUCCAGAGCAUAAGAGAGAUUUUAAUUUUAAUUUUAGACAUUCUUUUAAUUUAAUCCUAAAAUAUAUUUUAAUUAAGAAUCCAAUUGAAUGGCAUAAUUAUUGAUAUGUAUUGAAAUUUGAAGCUUUUAUAAGGCAACAUCGGUAUAUUUAAGCAUGUGUCUACACUUUUGUUUAAUGUUAUAGAAUAUGAAUUAAGGGAAAUAGCGUGCGAGCGCCUUACUGCCGGCCGCCCGCCUUAGUUAUAUAUUAUUGCACUGGCAAUCUGCAUUUUUUGAUGUUUUUUUCAACGAAAUAUUCAUGUUAUUGUACUUUAUCUGUGUGUGAAUAUGUCUAUUUAAAAUCAGGUUUUAAAGUAAAUCAAUUUGGAAUUGUUUUCUCAGCAUCUAAUGAACGCAGCAUUAUGAAAUUAUCUAUCUACAAUAAUAAUUAACAAAAUCUAGACAUUUUGU
Messenger RNA from Galleria mellonella (greater wax moth), 3219 nucleotides. RefSeq names its product probable RNA-binding protein 46. Bases 116 to 1228 code for a protein of 370 amino acids. Gene Ontology annotation, cellular component: cytoplasm; nucleus. Gene Ontology annotation, molecular function: mRNA binding. NCBI's taxonomy places the organism in Eukaryota, Metazoa, Arthropoda, Insecta, Lepidoptera, Pyralidae. Gene Ontology annotation, biological process: mRNA stabilization; negative regulation of miRNA-mediated gene silencing. The transcript has 6 exons. The record is from RefSeq and is a predicted model, not a curated record.